Salmo salar (Atlantic salmon) is the source of this 1665-nucleotide messenger RNA. Its product is annotated as keratin, type I cytoskeletal 19. Lineage: Eukaryota; Metazoa; Chordata; Actinopteri; Salmoniformes; Salmonidae. Gene Ontology annotation, molecular function: structural molecule activity. Gene Ontology annotation, cellular component: cytoskeleton. The record is from RefSeq and is a predicted model, not a curated record.
UAUUCUGCUAUCAGGCUUGAACUGGUUCACCACCAACUCUUCGAAGUACCACUCCGGGUUUGUCCGCUCUACAUACCCAUCAUUACAACGUCGCCAUGAGUGCUUUAUCACUUCGCAGUUAUGGAGGCAGCCGAGGCUCAUCCUCCAUGUCUCUCGGAGGAGGUUACCAGAGUCGCAUCGCAUCACGGGCACCAAGCGUCUAUGGAGGGGCAGGGGGACAGAGUGUCCGCGUAUCUUAUGCUUCGGGCACCAGGAGCGGUUUUGAUCUGUCCAGUGCGCUUGGAGGUGACAAUGGCAGCUAUGGUAGUAAUGCAGUGUCGGUCAACGAGAAGGCCACCAUGCAGAACCUCAACGACCGUUUGGCCACCUACCUGGAGAAGGUGCGCUCCUUGGAGACGGCGAAUACUCAGCUCGAGCGUCAAAUCCGCGAGUGGUACGAGAAGAAGACACCGGUCAUUAGAGAUUACAGUAAAUACGAAGCUACUCUUGUCGACCUGCGCAGAAAGAUCAGUGCUGCCACUUUGAGCAAUGCCAGUCUCCUCCUGCAGAUAGACAAUGCCAAACUGGCAGCAGAGGACUUCAAAGUCAAGUUUGAGAAUGAAAUGGUUAUGCGUCAGUCAGUGGAGGCAGACAUUUCUGGACUGAGGAAGGUUCUGGAUGACUUGACCAUGUCCCGGUCAGACCUGGAAAUGCAGAUAGAGGGGCUGAAGGAGGAGCUGGUCUACCUCAAGAAGAACCAUGAGGAGGAGAUUGCUGCCAUGCUCGCCCACAUGAACGUCAGCUCAGUGAACGUGGAGGUGGAUGCAGCACCCCAGCAGGACAUGGCCAAGAUGAUGGAGGAGAUCCGAACUCAGUACGAGGGCAUCGCCGAGAAGAAUCGCCGCGACAUGGAGACCUGGUACAAGGGCAAGUUUGAUGAGCUGAACAAGGUGGUGACCAGCAGCACAGAGACCCUCCAGACGUCCCGCAGUGAGAUCAACGAGCUCAAGAGGACCUUUCAGGCCCUGCAGAUCGAGCUGCAGUCCCAGCUCAGCCUGAAAUCAGCCUUGGAGGGCCAGCUGAAUGAGACCGAGUCCCGCUACAGCAUGCAGCUGAACCAGCUCCAGGGCAUGGUCAACAGCUUGGAGCAGGAGCUGGGUCGCAUGAAGACGGACAUCGAGAGGCAGGCCGUCGAAUACCGCAUGCUCCUGGACAUCAAGACCCGGCUGGAGAUGGAGAUCGCAGAGUACAGGAGGCUGCUGGACGGAGAGGAUGUCGGGAGAGCUGUCAUCACCAAGAAGGUUGAGAUUGUUGAGGUCAAAAAACCGGAGCCAGUGGUGACAAAGAGAGUGAGGACGGUGAUUGAGGAGAUGGUCGAUGGAAAGGUGGUCUCCCGUACAGAGGAUGUGGAGAUGGAGGUCCCGAAAAAAUAGAUCCCUUGCCCACCCAAACCCACCUGUCAUUAAAAGCCUGGUUCCGCCUACAGCUAAAAGGAAUACCAGGUGUUGCCUGUAUGCUCGGUGAAUGUACAGCACUGUGCAAUCUUUGAUAAAUUGACCAUAUUUGAUAUUUAAAUUGACAAAACAAACAUGCUUUUGAAUAUCAUUGUUGAUCAAAUGAUAAUGUAUGAUGUUUGGUUGAAUUGUCCCAAAAUACAUAAUUAAAGAUGUUUCAGUAUCUACCGUA